Messenger RNA from Brienomyrus brachyistius, 4111 nucleotides. It is a transcript of the gene znf296, whose product is annotated as zinc finger protein 296. Lineage: Eukaryota; Metazoa; Chordata; Actinopteri; Osteoglossiformes; Mormyridae. Gene Ontology annotation, biological process: positive regulation of transcription by RNA polymerase II. Gene Ontology annotation, molecular function: RNA polymerase II cis-regulatory region sequence-specific DNA binding; DNA-binding transcription factor activity. The record is from RefSeq and is a predicted model, not a curated record. Gene Ontology annotation, cellular component: nucleus. The coding region runs from base 357 to 2261 and encodes 634 amino acids. The transcript has 4 exons.
GUAUUUACAUGCAAAAAGCCGCACUUAUUUGGUAGUAUAUUUUGUUUUAGGCACAUUCAAUGAUUUUGAUUCAUUUGUUAAUUAGGAUUGUUAACUGAACAUCUUUCGCAGUGUGUGCGCUUAAAUGUGACUCUACUAUUCUAGAAAGGCAAAAACGAAAAGCUAAGCUUUAGUUUCGGAAUCAACCGGCCACACGAACACCUGGCUUGUGCGUCCUCAAUAGCUGAACCCACUUCCUCUUCACCCACAUCCUUCAAACUGAGGACGCAGGGGUGCCCGGGCACUGCAAUUUUAAUUACAGCACGAUAUUAGAGGGGAGGCAAAGCGAAGACCCCUGGAUCCUCGCUGCGAACAGGAUGUCCCGACGUAAACUCGGCAGCCGACCGCAACACCUGAGUGCAAUUCAAGAUGCGCCUGAGCCGGGCACCGCUGCUCCCACGGAGCCUGUGGCCGGGCUGCCGCCACCGCUGCUGGAGAGGGCGUCGCAGGGGGAGGCAGGAGGCCGUGACCUCCUGACCUGUGGCCAGUGUGGACAGGCCUUCCCGCUCGCUCAGAUCCUCGCGUUCAUCCAGCACAAGCAAGGCAGCUGCGGCGUGGACGCAGUGUGCCAGGGCCAGGCUGGUCUCCAGGGCCAUACCCCUCCCUCCCCAGCCAGUCGCUCACUGCAGCGGGGCCCUCCAGUGGCCAGUGGGAGGCUCGAGUCAGGUUACGUAGAGCUGAGGAAGGCCACGGACCACUGCCGGGGGGAGGAUCUGUACAUGAAAGCCGAGCACAGAGCAGCAGACGAGGAGCCUUCGAGCUUCACCUGCCAGGUGUGCGAGGCUGUCAUCCACAGCGCCUGGGCGCUUCUGCAGCACGCCCAACACGGCCACGCCCUCAGCAUCUACCAGGAGGACGGCGAUUGGCUGAAGCCCGCCGACGUAGCCACGCUGGACCCACGGCACCUUAGCUCCACCCUGGCCUCCGCCUUUGCGCCAACCUCAUUCCGUCUCCCUAUGGGUGUGGCCACCUCCCCCUCAUCCGGCCAGGACCACCAGGCCCUUAACUUCUCGGUGCGUCUGCGCGAGCUGGCGGAGGGCACCACCGGGGGCGUGGUGCUGUCGCCCUCUCCAUCGCCGCCCGCCGCUUCGCCUUUCCCGCAGCCCCUCCGCCAGCAGGCGUUGCAGGCCUGCGAACUGUGUGGCCAGCGCUUCCAGUCGCUGCGUAGCCUGUCGGCACACCGACGCACGCACGCCAGCGAGCGCCCUUACCGCUGUGGCCUGUGCGAGCAGGCCUUCUCCCAGAGCGGUGAGCUAGCCCGGCACAUGCGGACCCACCGGCAGGGAGCGGUAGAGGAGGGACCCGGGGACGAGCGGGACGUCAAGUCCAGGGGUCAGGAUGGCCUGGCCGAGGCAUCUAUCAUGGCAGCCCGGGACGCCACAGAACACCUGAAGCACGGGCUGGUGUCUCUGGCCCAGGGCCCAGAGCCCGGCAGGGUCCCUGGUGGGCGCAGCCUGCUAAGCCUGGUCCAGCCACAUGGGGGCGAUGGAGAGACGGAGGCUCCUGGGGAGCCCCAGCAGGCUUCGCCCUGCGGCAGCCCGUCCGAUGGCUCCCUAGAGAGCGGGGAGACCGGGGGCAGCGGCGAGAGCGGCAUCGCCAGCGGCGACUGCAGCCCCAAGCGGCGGGAGCGGGACGAGCGGCCCCGAGAGUGGGAGAGCGACAGGGAAGCGGAGUGGCAGGCGGGACAGGCCGCUGUGGUGCGGGAUUGGCAGCGGGAGGGGGAGAGCAUGCGGGGGCCCACCGUGCUGGUGGCGGCUGGGGGGAGGAAGAAGCGAGAGGAGGCCUGCGAGUACUGCGGCAAGCGCUUCCGCAACAGCAGCAACCUGACCGUGCACCGACGCAGCCACACGGGCGAGCGGCCUUACCACUGCGGCCUCUGCAACUACGCCUGCGCCCAGAGCAGCAAGCUGACGCGGCACAUGAAGACGCACGGCGCCCGCGGCACGCGCGCCCCCUUCUUCUGCCAGUUCUGCAGCGUGCCGUUCACCGUCUACGCCACGCUGGAGAAGCACCUGAAGAAGGCUCACGGCCUGAGCCACGCCGACGUGGGCGCCCACAAGGCCGAGGCGGACGGCGCCCUGGAGCCCAGCGUCGCCGCCUACUCCGAGAUGCGCCUUGUUGCCGACGACUACGCCGAGGCUGCCACCGAGACGGGUAGGCAGGAAGACGCCUCGGUGGUCGCCGGGGACGACGCCGUAGAGCGCACCACGGCCUCCGUCUGAUGAUCUCACUGUCCGGCAAAGCCGCCACUGUCACUCCACGCCCCCAGCCCCUCUGGCAAAGCCGACUGAUGGUUACCGCCCAUCCCAGUAGCAAUAACCUGAUACCAGCAAGAACACCAGCACGCACUCUUCUGCUAAGCACUUGUCAUGUGGCCAGUCAGGACCCCCCCCCCCCCCACCCCCAUUUUCAAGCAUCGUGGUGUCUGGCGUAGCAGAAGUUGCAGAAGCACCUUUGACUUAAGAGCGACAAGAAUCCGGAUGCCCCGAAGUCCUCGAUCCACAGGAGGAUGGGGUCAGCAAACUGACAAUUCCCCCCGCAAAAGGGCUGACCUGUACCGGUGGGGGGGAUGAACUGACCUGUCUGGACUGGAACCCUGUUGACCGGAGAACGGAGGAAUACGAUGCAUUUUGGGUAACCAGCCAACUGGAUUACGGCCACCGUGGCCCUGUAGAGUGUGGCACGUUUCCUUAGUCUUUCUCCAUGGUGACAUUCAGAGACGUCCUAGCAGACGCAGUCCCCCCAACGCGGGGCCACUUUCUGCAGCAAAGAGCCCAGUGGAUUGGUGCAGUUUCCGAGGCAGAAGCUUGAACUUUUGCACGGGGGGGAAAAAGAUAGAAAUUCACAUCUGAUCGUCAGUUUACAAGCACAGUGGACUGACUUUGAAUGGCCUCAGGAUGGUCUCCUCUAAUUUAUGUUUUUUAUGCUUUUUUUUUUUUUUACCUCUACUUCGUCUUCUAUUGCCUUUCUAUGCAUUGACAAAUUGCUGUUAGUACUAUCCAAGAAAAUGAGAAACGGGUGUAUUUUGUAUUUGUGAGGGUUUUUUGUAUGUGUGUAUAUAUAUAUAUAUAUAUAUAUAUAUAUAUAUAUAUAUAUAUAUAUAUAUAUAUAUAUAUAUAUAUAUAUAUAUAUAUAUAUACACACACACAAUCAGACACAUAUGUACUUAAUGAAGUGCUUGAACACUUACGCAUGUUUUGCUGAAUGGGAGAAAUAUAUUAUUAUAAUAUAUAUAUAUAUAUAUUACCCACAUGUGAAUUUUUUUAUUUUUUAUUUUUUACUUGUAUUUGGGCACUUUCAGUUACCGUAAUUGACGAAGUGCUGAAUUGUUGUGAAAACUCUGGGCAGAAAGUUCUAGUAACUGCUGGUGAGCCAAAGAGCUUCCUGGUUCGGAUAUAUGAGCACUUGUGUGUCUGUUUAAUGUUCUGUGUAUGCAGGGAAAAGUAAUAUUGUUUUUUUUUUGUUGUUGUUUUUCCUCUUGUGCUGAAUUGAAAUUGUACAGUGAUGCCAGGGAGAUUUUUUUCACGGAAGCCCCUGUUUUUGGGAGUUAGAGCAUUUUUGGAAAACGUGUGACCAGCUUAAUUGAUUAAUUGGCUUAUUCAGGGACCAGUGCAUUGUAGACUGGGUACAAGGAGAGUCUUUUUGUCGUCAUUCCUGUCAUUAUUGUGGUUCCUUUUAUGCCUCUGUUUGCUGGCUGCCUCCUGUACUCUCCCCGACAGCUGCCCAGCUGCCAAGCCCUGUCCUGCGGCCAGGGGCGGCUUGCUUCUACACUGACUCUAUACUGUUACCGAUGUAAACGUGAGCAGGACUAUUAAAAAAAAAAAAAGAAAGAAAAGAGUUGAACAAAAGGGAGACAUGUCGUCUUUCUGCCGGGUCGCGCGGCGGAGACUAGGCACGUCGCGGCUUGUUUGUUACGUUGAUUCAGAAAACGGGGCACGGUGUCCAGUGGGCUGUAAUUAACUUUCAGCUUAUGAAUGUUUAAUGUUGCUCCUGUGUCAGAGGAAUCCCACCCGUGCAGCAAGCUGCUUCUGAUCUUAAUCCAGAUCUAAAGAAAAGUAUGAGAAGUGCAACC